Molecule: messenger RNA, 1091 nt
Organism: Dunckerocampus dactyliophorus (ringed pipefish)
Lineage: Eukaryota; Metazoa; Chordata; Actinopteri; Syngnathiformes; Syngnathidae
Product: LIM and SH3 domain protein 1-like
Exons: 7
Coding region: 100-750 (216 amino acids)
Cellular component (GO): focal adhesion
Molecular function (GO): actin filament binding
Source: RefSeq, a predicted model, not a curated record
CAUUUAUUUCCUGUAUUAUCAUCCUCCUCCUCUUCUUCUUCUCCCACGCGUCCCACUCUUCUUCUCAACUUCUCUCAUCUUUUUCCUGCUGGAGGGGCAAUGAAUCCACCCUGUGGAAGAUGCAGCAAACCAGUUUACCCCACAGAGAAAGUCAACUGCCUCGAUAAGUACUGGCACAAAGGUUGUUUCAGCUGUGAGGUGUGUAAAAUGGCCCUGAGCAUGAACAACUACAAAGGCUUCAACAAGCGACCUUACUGCAGCAUGCAUUACCCCAAAACCUCCUUCACCAUCGUCACCGACACCCCCGAGAACCUGCGUCUCAAGCAGCAGAGCAUGCUCAACAGCCAGGCCCUUUACAAGGAAGAGUUUGAGAAGAACAAGGGCAAAGGUUUCAGCGUGGUGACCGACACGCCCGAGAUGCAAAGGCUGAAGAAGACGCAGGACCAGAUCAGCAACAUAAAGUACCACGAAGACUUCGAGAAGAGCAAAGUUCGAAGCGACGCGCCGCCUCCGGAAAAUAGGCAAGAUGCAUCCAGCCAGGAGGGGCCUCUUGCUACAGCUCCAUCUGGUGGAGGGAGUCGCUACCAGGCCGUGUACAACUACACGGCGGCGGAAGCCGAUGAGGUUUCCCUGCAGGAGGGCGACCUCAUCUGGGACGUGGAGCCCAUCGACGAGGGCUGGGUGUUCGGGAGCAACCAGCGCACGGGCCAGCGAGGAAUGCUUCCCGCCAACUACGUGCGACCCGUGUGACGCAAAGCCGACGAAUGAAGAGAUUUCCAACGCUCACGUGUGGACUAUACUGUGGAGACAAGGGGUUUUCCAAGUCUUACCAUCGUGGGCCGCCUCCAGGCGUCCCAAAAUGUCCUUACACAGCAGCCCGGCCAACCCACAACAUCUGCCAUUUGUCACCCUCUGCUGGGCUUGAGGCAUUACUACAAUUUCCGUUGACCCUCAAGUGCUCACACUUUGAAAACCUCUGCUGUGGACCACCACAAUGUAUUCCACCGGGCAUCAUGUUUUGUUAUUCAAAUUAAAUGUGAGGCAAAGAAAAAUAAAAACACCAAAGUACAAGCAAAUCAACUUUAUUCAAA